GUGUUUCUCCUGGGUUCCCUGAGGCAGUGGGUGGCCUCUGUCUCCUCCAACCUGGGGUCUCUGUGUCUCUAAGAUUCCCUAAAACUCUGAUCUAUUUCCCCUUCCCUUCCGCCCCCUUUUCUGGCCAUCCUUCUCUCUCUGGGACUCUUCUCCUCCACUUCUCUUGCGUUUCUGUGCCCCCUCUCUCCAAGUCCCUGUCACUUGUUGCCUGGGUCUCUUUCUCAUUCUAUCCAACCAUCCACACACCUGCAGGCCCUCCAUUGGCUGGGUUCAGGAUGGGCGGGUCCUGUCACCUGGGGCAACAGGACAACAAGCCUGCUCCUGCUGGGCUACCCCACAGGGGUGGGACCAUGGCUGGUCCGACCCUGGCUGUGCGCUAUGGUCUGCCAAGGUCCCCAAUCUCUGGGACCGAGGUGCCUGGAUCCUGGCCCAACUGGCAUCUCACCAGCAGUGGUGUCGCCCACCACAUUAUCCCAUCUGUCCCCUUUCCUCCGCCCACUGUGCAGUCCACGGUCGCGGAGCCCCUGCCCCCGGCCGCAAAGCAGGAUUUACACAUCUGGGAUUUUGACGAGGUCAUCAGCAGAUGGGAGACCACCUAUGGCUCGGCUUCCGUGCCCAAGACCCACGGCGGGCCCUACGCACAGCCCAGGGCCCCAGAGCCUUCGGACCCCACGCGGACUGUGGGCAUCAAGGAUUUAGGAGAAGAGCUCAGACGCCGCGGCUGGCGCCUCCCGCUGGUCACAGAGCACCAGCGCAGUGAGACGAGGGCUCAGUACACCGGCCGGCCGGGCCCGGACCGGAGCCCCACCUUCUACGUCGGGCCCCAGCCCCUGGAGCUUGCGGACCACCACCGCGGAGGCCCUUCCCAGGCUUUAAUCCCUUGGACAAAGAACCCCGAGCUGUCCGGCCAGCCUUUCACGGCAUCUGACCAGGGCGUCCUGGGCCGCCAUCAGCUCUAUCUGACCACCUCGGCCAAGGACUUCCGGGCCUAUCCGAAGAAGGAGUUGUCUGGAUAUCCCCGCGAGGACUCGCUGACCUGCUGGAGCUUUCAGAAGACGCCUCAGGUCUUGGGACGGGACCCACAGCGGCCGCCCCGUCCGCGCUCCUCUCGGCCGCCAGGGAUCCGCGUGCCCCACGUCCGCCCGGCGACGCUAGCCGUGCCGCACCGUGGGGCGUUGUCUCUGGCUCAGGAGUCCUACAGACCCCCGCUGCACCCGCUCCUCCGGCUCGAUCGUUUCUGCCCUCUGGAGCUGCCCUGGGGCGGCCCCCACUGGAAGCCGGUGUCGGGCAUCUACAGUGUGCCACAAGCCUACCGCACUGAGAACUCCAGCUACGGCAGCAUGAAGCGGACCCCGAUCUGAGCCGGCAGCGCCGGCCCCGCCCAGAACACGCCCCGGGGGCGGAGCCGAGUCUGGAAGACCCCGGCUGGGGGGCACACUGGGCGGGGCUAUGGUCGGGAAGCCCGCCCGUCACGUGGGAGGGAGACGGAGGCCAGGACCCGCCCACUAGGCGUGAGCCGGACGAAUCCCACCGGAGACUGACUAGGGUGACCGGGUCGGGGAUGAGGAUGGAUGCUGAGCCUGGAAAAUAUACUUUGGGGCUGUGGGCUCGAGGGCGGGACACGCCCUCUACGACAGAGCGGGCGAGUUUACCUUAGUCAACGACAGAGUUAAAAUAGCCUUAACCGUG
Molecule: messenger RNA, 1689 nt
Organism: Leopardus geoffroyi (Geoffroy's cat)
Lineage: Eukaryota; Metazoa; Chordata; Mammalia; Carnivora; Felidae
Gene: SAXO3
Exons: 5
Coding region: 276-1361 (361 amino acids)
Source: RefSeq, a predicted model, not a curated record